Molecule: messenger RNA, 1257 nt
Organism: Tetrahymena thermophila SB210
Lineage: Eukaryota; Ciliophora; Oligohymenophorea; Hymenostomatida; Tetrahymenidae
Product: cyclic nucleotide-binding domain protein
Exons: 15
Biological process (GO): activation of GTPase activity; nucleocytoplasmic transport
Cellular component (GO): nucleus; cytosol; perinuclear region of cytoplasm
Molecular function (GO): small GTPase binding; GTPase activator activity
Source: RefSeq, a predicted model, not a curated record
AUGAUAUAAUAGAAUAUCUAUUUUAAUAAUCUAGAAGAAUUUAUAAACUCUUCACUUUAAUCAUAUUAGGUUCUCACAAUUAGUUUGAUAGAUAAAAAAAUUAGUUCAAAAAAGGCAUCAGGAUUAGGUUAAGGUUUAGGAAAGUGCUCUAAUCUCUUAAAUUUGACACUUAAUCUAUGUCAAAAUUAAAUUGACGUUUAAGGUGCUUCAGACUUAGGUUCUGGCUUAGGAAAGUGCUCUAAUCUCUAAAAUUUGACACUUGGUCUUGAGGGAAAUUUAAUUGGUAAUGGAGAUCUAUCAGGCUUAGGUUCUGGUUUAGGAGAGUGCACUAAUCUCUAAAAUUUGUCACUUUUUCUUUAUUAGAAUUAAAUUUCUGCAAUUUGUGCAUCAAGCUUAGGUUUUGGUUUAGGAAAGUGCACUAAUCUCUAAAAUUUGAUACUUUAUCUUAUUUAAAAUUAAAUUGAUACUUAAGGUGCUUCAGACUUAGGUUAAGGUUUAGGAAAGUGCACUAAUCUCUAAAAUUUGAAACUUUAUCUUAAUGAAAAUAAAAUUGAUGAUGGAGAUCUAUCAGGCUUAGGUUCUGGUUUAGGAGAUUGCACUAAUCUCUAAAAUUUGACGCUUUAUCUUUCGAAGAAUUAAAUUUCUGCAAUUUGCGCAUCAAGCUUAGGUUCUGGUUUAGGAAAGUGCACUAAUCUAUAAAAAUUGACACUUUCUCUUGAGAAUAAUAAAAUUGAUGUUUAAGCUGCAUCAGGCUUAGGUUCUGGUUUAGGAAAGUGUACUAACCUCUCAAAAUUGACAAUUAAUCUUAUGCACAAUAAAAUUGGCAAUGGAGAUUUAUCAUGCUUAGGUUCUGGUUUAGGAAAGUGCACUAAUCUCUCAAAUUUGGAACUUAGUCUAGGCCACAAUGAAAUUGGUGAUGAAUGUGCAUCAAGCUUAGGUUCUGGAUUAGGAGAGUGCACUAAUCUUUCAAAUUUGACACUUCGUCUUGACAAUAAUUAAAUUCGUUCAGAAGGUGCAUCAGUAUUAGGUUCUGCUUUAAUAAAGUGCUCUAAUCUCUCAAAUUUGGGACUUUAUCUCAGCCGCAAUUUAAUCUGUUUACAAGGUGAAUUAGAAUUAAGUUCUAGUUUAGCAAAGUGCACUAAACUUUCAAAUUUGACAGUUGAACUUAAAAAGAAUUGUAUCAAGAAAUCAAAAUAUAUGAAAACAAAGUGGUUGAAAUCAAAAAGAUUAGUUGUCUUAAAAAUAAAUUAUAAUUGA